Messenger RNA from Nilaparvata lugens (brown planthopper), 6909 nucleotides. RefSeq names its product zinc finger protein 613. The coding region runs from base 128 to 961 and encodes 277 amino acids. NCBI's taxonomy places the organism in Eukaryota, Metazoa, Arthropoda, Insecta, Hemiptera, Delphacidae. Gene Ontology annotation, molecular function: DNA-binding transcription factor activity, RNA polymerase II-specific; RNA polymerase II cis-regulatory region sequence-specific DNA binding. The record is from RefSeq and is a predicted model, not a curated record. The transcript is spliced from 5 exons. Gene Ontology annotation, biological process: regulation of DNA-templated transcription.
AGCAUGGAAUUUGAAAAUCGUUUUCUACUUGGACAUUAUUUUCAACCUAUUUUUACUUUUUCAUUACAGAUUCUGGAGUAAUUUCACUCUUUACGUAAACAGUCAGCAUCCAAGAGUAGCUUUGAAGAUGUCAAUGUAUGCUAUGGACAAGAUGACUGAAGCACGGAAAUCAGCGUAUAUUGAAGCCCAUAAUGUGAUGCAACAACACCUUUCAAUGCAGCAGCAGCAUAAAACGAAAUUGGAAAGCACUCAUCAUUACCUUCCAACUCUCAAAGUACCGCAGGUUGCUCCCCCCAACAUUGACAAUUAUCAGAACAAACAGAGCCAAGAUCAUGGAUUCUCCAUGGUGCCUGAUGAUGGAUUGGGCUACGAUGAUGGCAUUAGAGUGCUGCGCUCCAUUGGCACAUGGGCUCCAGAUUACCCGACACUCCAUGCAACAUUCCAGAACGACCAAAACUCUUUCAAUACGGAGGCAGAAAGGAAGCCGCCGCCGCCUCCAACGCAACACUCGAUCCACACUCAGACGCAGACCACGCCCCCACCACCUCCCAUCCAGCAGCCUCCACUGCCUCCCAAGCAGAAACUGCAAAAGGUCGAUAACAACAAUAAGAGCUUCACGUGCACCGAAUGUGGGAAGGGGCUGGCCAGAAAAGACAAACUGGUGAUACACAUGCGCAUCCACACUGGAGAGAAGCCGUAUGUGUGCGAAGUGUGUAAAAAGGCGUUUGCAAGAAGAGACAAGCUAGUGAUACACAUGAACAAACUGAAGCACGUGACGCCGUCCAACCUGGCGCCGCUCUCCAAGCGCAACCAGACCAGUGUCGAGUCAAAGUCCACUCAGAUUUGUAUGCUGCCCGAAAAGAAGGAGAUCAAGGAAGACGAACUGACGCAGUCGUCUGUGCCUCAAGCUGUCCAACCACCUUUGCAUCAUUGGUACUUCCCUCAGCAAAUAAUGAACUAACAAAAGACCUGUGAGGAUCAACAGAGCUAACAUGGGAUGGUCGUAUCAGUGAACAGUCGUUGAACAGUAUUAGUUGUUGGCAGUGGCUUCAAAUGUGACAAAUGAAUCGGAGAUGGUACCUGAAGAGAAGUCAUGUUUCAUCCUACAAACCACACAUCACAGGAAAUGACCAAUCUGGAAGCAGGCUGGUAUACCCAUUCAUCUACAACUACUCUCUAUUUGAAACUGAAUAGGCUAUAAGCAUAUUUAUAUCAUUGUAUGUAUUAGUUUUUGUUUCGAGCUCUCCUCUAUUUUCAGAGCUUUUUCCUAUUGAAUGUAUUUUGCUUUAAGGUUAAUAUUAACGCUUUAAAUUAGGAUUUAAGUAUAAUUUAGUAUUAGAUUUUUUUUAAUUAUGCUAACAAUUAUUAUUAGCAUCAAUGACUGAAUUUUCAUUCUCAACCUUGUUAAAAACGAGAUUUUGAAAUGUUUCCUGUCGAGAUAUUUUAGGUGGCCACUUCUGGCCUCAUCACAUUGACUAGGAGCACACUGGUGAUUACUAAGGCGAACAACUAUCCUUAAAUCAGCUCUCUAGAUUGAUGAAUGUUUAGUUAUUAUACGAUUAUUUUUUUAUUGGAGCAUGCCACUACCGCUGUAAUGUAGAUUGACAGCUUCGAUCAAUUGCUGGUAGAUAUGGGAACGGUGUGACUCAAAUUAACAAAUUUACACAUAUUAUACUUAUUAUUAUUCACUCAAAGUGGAAAUACAAAAAAUAAUUAUUUUAUUGUUCAGUAAUCGAGAAUAUUCAUCGAUCACCAGGUGCCCGCAGACUCAAUCUCAUCGUCGCUCCAGCUUUUUUUUUUAAAUAAAAACUAAAUCAGAAUGUCAUUCUCUCGAGGAAAUUCUCUCAGUCGUCAAAAUUGUGCAAUUUGCUUCCAAUUCGAAAGGAAUGAACAAUACUCUUGAAGACAGGUUAAAUCUAAAACUUUCAUUGCCUGUCUCACCAUCCUUCUUUGCUAUUGUUCUUUCUUGUAUUGCGUCGUUUAGUUCAUUAUUAGUUCAACUUGUACAGUAUACUGUAAUUUAUUAUUAUAAGAAUAUUUAUAAGUCUCAAUAAUGGGCCAUAGUUUUAUAGUAUAGUAUUUAAUACAUUUUAUACUCAGCGAUUAUAAAAUUUUUACUGCAUUUGCUAGUUCAUCCAUGAAAGUAAGAAAUUAUAAAAUAAUAAAUUAUUGCACUACUAGAAUUAAUAUAUUGUAUUUGUAUUUUAAAAUGUGGUUGAAGUGAAAUUGAACGUGAAAACAAUAAUUGUAUUCCAGUAACAACCAAUUUCAAAGAUUAUGGGACAAUAGUUUUAGAAAUCUUAUUAGCUUUCAGCUCCGCUCAUCUUGAAGCACAUGAUGGAAAACUAAUUUUUCGCUUGCAAAUUAAUGAUGAUGUGUAGAAAAAUGAUAGAGAAAUUUAAAGGGGUAAAUAAAAUGAAGAAGACAAGAAACAAAAUAGAGGAAUAGAAAAAUUCAUAGUAUAAUAAUAUUAUUACCAAUUUCGUACGCCCAUCAAAAACAGGUAAAAAUUCAGUUUUCCUCUUUCCGUUUGUCCCUAAUCCUUUUUUACGAUCUCUGUAACCGGCAAAGCGUUAUCAAUACUCUUGAUGGGUCGACUUGCACUUCCCAUGCAGCUUGGCUGGAUGAGGUUUUUUGUACUUAAUCCAAAGUGGUUGUUUAUUUACUUUCAAUUGCUUGGCAAAACAAUAAAACGAAAGUUGUAUCCAGAACUAAUAAAAAAACACAUUAUCCUGUUUUUUGUUUGUCAAUUCUGUAAAUAGUACUCAUAUUUAGUACUUUUUUUACUCUUGCACCUAUGAUGAAAGAUUGUAAUGCUAUGAUUGCAUACUUGUGUAAUUGUGAAGUUAUCCAAAACUGUUGAAAGUAAAACUAAAAAAUUGUUGUGUGAUAGAAAAUAAUGUGACCAAUCAAUAUGCAUCCACGUCGUCAGCUUUAUUAUAGUUUUUAUCGUUUAAAAGUUCACAUAUGAGUAGAACCUAUAUCGUUAUAAAUAGACGUUAUUUUUAUUUGAAUGGUGUUAAGAAUGAGCUUUAAGUAGUGCUAAAUUCUGCUUGUACUCAAAAUUCUGGUAUGAGUUUUCGAGGUACUCAGAACUUUUGUAUUAGAAAGUAAAUGAGACUUCAGAAUCAGUUUGCAAUAUGUAACAUGUAUUUUUUAUAAAUAUUAUAAUGUAAAACUAUUGUAUUAAUUCAAUAAGAGUAAGCAUUCGUUCUCGAGUACAGUAGUCCUAAUAAAUUUUAUACAGAAAUGUAUUGCCUCUGCAUAUUAACAGUAUUUUUAUACAAAAUAUUGAGAUUUCUCAGGUCUCUGACACUAGUAUCGAUAGAAUUUUACUAUUAUUGAUUUUGUAUUUUUGGCUAUUUGAUAUUAUUUCUAUAAAAUUAUGAACAAAAUAAGUAGAAGACUAGUAACUGACAUCACGUGAAAUAGUGAAUAGAAUAGAUAAGUACUGUAUUUUUAUAAGUGAGUUACUUUUUAACUCUCGACGUACUAAAUUAGCUCUUUUUCUGUGUUCUUUCAAGACAGAUUUUGUUGCGUUAUUUGACUUAUUUGUUGUUUUGUUGUAGAAUUAUUUGUUGGAGCCAGUAUUAUAACUUUAUUGUUAAUUCUUUCUUCAAAACCAAGUAGUAGUGGCAUCAAAAGUAGAUUGUACAGAAGAAUAUAUGUAAUAUAUAUAUCAUUCAACAUGAAAAUAAUAUUUUUUACUAUAUUUUAAAUAUUUGAUACAUUUUUUUAUAUUUAUAAAUUAAAUACUAUGUAACUGUGUGUACAUGGUUAUACAGUGGUUGAGUAUGAUAAGAAAUCGAUUCAUCCAGUUGCAUCACCAAAUCCAACCAAAAUACAUUACACAAUAAAUUCAUUGCAGUUCAAGUCUGUGAAUGAUUAUGAUUAAUAUUUAUGUGUUUUCAAAUUUGUAAAGUCAUUAAAUAAUAUACUGCAUUCUUGAAAUAAUUAUUCAUUCAUGCUGGCAUGAAAAUCCUCAUUCUUUUCAUUCUUUGAAAAUUUCUAAUGAUAUUUUUUAACAAGCUUCCCAAUGUUUUCCACAAAAUGGUGCCACUUCUUACUGGUUGGUGUGAUAGAAAUAGCUUCCCAUUAAUAUUUUAUUGGCUGUUGUGUUUAUGAAGUUUUUCAUUUUAUUUUGUGGUUUGAUAUUAUAUUCUGUGGUGCUAACCUUAUUGAUUUCUGUAUAUUUAAUUGUCAAUUUGCUUGUUUCUACUAAUUUUCUCAUCAAGUGUGACCAUUUUUUAAGAUAGUUUUCUUCCCAUACAACACUGUGAUCCAUUUGUAUUUUUUAUUCAUCACAUAAAUGUAAUGCAUUUUUGUUAGUUUAUAAGAAACAAUCACUCAUCAGCAUUUAACGCUGCAUAUUUUUUAAAGUAUCUUUAUAAUUUCUUUGUAGUACCUUUUCCAAUGUCAAGGAACACAAAUCAUAUAAUUAAAACUCAAUUAGAAGUUUGAUUUAUGAUGGACUCCAAUUUAGAUUGCUUUAUGUAAAAUCUCAAUGCUUUCCAGAUAAUAUUGUGAUCAUGUAAGAAAUGAGUAUUUUUAUGGAUUUUUCUUCCAAUUGUGAUUUGUUCUCAUUUCAUUUGUUCCGACUAUUAGGCUAAAAUCUGCUGUGAGGAAUGAGUAUUUUUAUCCAGUUGUGUUUGCUCCUAUUUCUUUCAAAAUCGUUGUGUUCGUUUUACGGAUCUACUCAAGCAUGUUUAAUGCUAAUCUAGUCACUUCAGACCUUGAAUCUGGAAGUUCCACAAUUUUUUGUCUUUAAUACAAUAAUUGUACUCAUUAUUACAUAUCAGUUUCAUAAUGAUUAAAAUAAUAAGCCCCUAUUGGCAAACAUAAUCAAGAUUUUAUGUUAUCCAGACAUUUUAUUAUUAAACUCUUAAAUGAUUUGAGUUAUUUGUAUGAAACCUAAUAUCAUGUAAAAAUGAAAAUCCAGCUAAAUUUAAAUUUUUUAUUUUAAUAAAAGAUACACUAAAUUUGUAAAUACACUAAUCUGUAAUGGAUACAUCAUGCUAAUGAAGGGAUUUUAUAGAAUUUGUCAAAAUUUUAAAAAUAAUUUUCAACUUACUAGAAACCUGUAUUUUACCGUAGAGCCCUUUUCUCUUAGAGAAAAAGUAACUGUUAAGGUGAGUGAUUUACAUCACUGUUUUGUUCCAUGAGUUGAUCCCAUGAACCAAUAUUUUGUAUCCGGAAUUCAUAUGAAAAAAGAUAGUAAAAAUAAAUUUUCCAUGUCAAAAAUUAACGUGCCUUUGACUUUUUGAAAUUGGAGAUAGAAUUUCUCCAUUAUUUUUACAGGUAACUGAACUGGAGAAUUCUGUAAGAAAUUAAAAAAUCAUAAACAUAUAUCAGAAAAGUAGUGAUAUUGAAUAUCCCCAUAAGUCAAAUUCCAAUGCACAAUAGGAGUAUUUUCAUGACAUCUCUAUAGUGUUCAGAUAUUUUAUGCACUUUGAAGCUGUAUUUCUAUAGCAAUGCUGCGAUGCCUAGCAUUUUAUAGAAACUUAUUUAUUUGUAAUUCAUCUUUCUAUUUGAAAAGUGUAUGUAUACAAUAAUUGACAUUGUUCCAUGAACUUUCAUGUAUGUUGUGUAUGAACUUUGUAUAAGUUACAUGUAUUAAUUUUCGUGUAUCGGUGAGACAAGAUCCCAAAUAAUAUUUUGUUCUCUUUUUCUUCCUAAAUUUAUUAUUAGAGUUUAGUAUAUUAGGAUUAAAAUUUUUCUUGGUUUAUCUUUUCUAUCUUAACUCAUAUUUUCUGUUCCAUACUCUUUUGGAAUGAAGAAUUGACUGAUACAGAUGAAUUUGAAUUAUUUUUUGGCGAUUAAAAGAAGAUCAAUUGUGCCUUUAUUGCAUGAAUUAAUCAUGAAGUCCUGUAGAGCAGACUUUUAUAAGCCUAAUGAAUCUUAAUUUAAAAUAAGAAAUUGUAAUUUCAUAUCUAGACAUAUUGAAACUACCUAUCCCAUAAUAUAACUUGAAAGUACAACUGAUUGUUCAAGCCGAAUAUUGUCGAUCCUUUAUUAUUAGUGAUAAAUACAUUAAAGUUUCGUGGAAAACAAAUAAUGUUGGUACAUUUAGCAUUUUUUAUAGUGGACUAGAUAAUAUUCGCUAGUUGAAUUACUUGUAAGCUAGCUGUUAACUAUUGAUUUGAUAAUGUUUUAUAAAAUUAGUUGAAAUACAGUUAAUUUAAGUUGUUAAACUCAGAAUGCCAUCUUUCAAAAUAGCUUACCUAUAAUGGUUAUUUCUACUAAUCUAAUCCCAUGAUUAUCAGGGAGUGUGGGACCAAUAGUAUUUUUCUGAUAAAUGUAGCGUGAAAUGAGUAUUGAAAAACUCUCAUAUUAUUUACAGCAGUAACAAUUCACAUUUCAUAUCCAUCUACUUGUAACCCAAAAAGGAUUGUAAGCUGAAUCAUCAGUAUUGAACUACUGUAGAAUGUUCUGUUGUCAUUUUUAUCAAUGUAUUACUUCAAUAUUAUUUGUGUUCAAUAUUAUUUUUUGUGAAUUGUGAUAUUUUAUGUUUUUUAAUUUGUGAAAUCAUCAAUAUUAUUUGUGAAAAAUAGCUUUAUCGGAAAUUUAUAUUGCAUAAUCCCCUGAUUGUAGAAUUUUUAUAACGUACCAUAUAGAAUCAUUUUGUUAAAAAUGCUAUAGCAUCUUAUUUCUCAUCAUGAAAUACUAGUACCUACCUUGAAUCUUCAUUAUAAUGUAUUUAGUAUUAUAAUAAUCAUUAGAAAGUUGAAGUAAUUUGAAGAUUUUGUACCGGUACUGACUAAAUUAGAAUAAAAUAGUGAAUAUUUGCUGAUUGGCCAUCAUGUUAAUAUAUUAUAUUCAAAUAAAAAUAUCAAGAUGCAUAGUUAAGUAGCUUGGAAUAGUUUGCUAUCAGCUUGUAAGAGUAAUAAAUAAUAUGUACAAUAUAAUUUA